CAAUUGUGGUAAUCCUGGUAGCGAUUAGAAAGAGAGAGCAACAGAAAAAGCAGUAGGAGUCGAGUAUCAGACAGAAAACAGAGACUGAAGUAGCUGAAAGACUGCAAGAAGUCGACAUCAUGCAUCUCUUACUAGCACUGGCUGUAAUACUGCACUUUGGAUCUAUACAAGUCUAUUCGCAAGAUACUAACUUAAUUUGCAACGCUCAGACGAGCUGUAACGACUGCAUACAAGCAUCUCCAUCAUGUAUUUGGUGUGCAGACCCGAAUCACAGUGGGACAAGGUGUUAUUCAGGCCAGACUAGCAACGUUGAUUGUAGUAGCAGCAACUCAUCUACCAAUUACAUUCAGAAUCCAGCUAGUCGAGUCAUUAGCCAAAGCAAUGACUCAUUUACAGACUUAAAUCAAAUCUCACCACAGAGUGUCAGCAUUAGCAUCAGAAGAGGUCAGCCAGUUAAAUUUAAUGUGACAGUAAAGCCUGCACCUAACUUUCCAUUGGACCUUUAUCUAUUAAUGGAUCUAUCCUACUCUAUGAACAAUGACUUGGAUCACUUGAAAAGUCUUGGAGGUCGAAUUGCUGACACAAUAAGGAGUAUCAGUACUAACUAUCAGCUUGGAUUUGGGACGUUUGUAGAUAAACCAUUAGCUCCAUAUGUUGAUACUAGACCUGGUGCAAAACCAUGUGGCACAUGCCAAGUUCCAUACAGCUUCAGGCACGUUAUAUCACUAGGGAAUGACAGUGACAGAUUUAAUCAAGGUGUACAGGAGAGGAUUAUCAGUGGUAAUCGUGAUGCACCUGAAGGAGGUUUCGAUGGAUUCUUGCAGUCAAUAGUUUGUCAAGAUCUUAUUGGCUGGAGAAGGAAUGCACGUCAUUUACUAUUGUACAUUACUGAUGCUGGCUUUCAUUAUGCUGGAGAUGGAAAGCUUGGAGGUGCAGUCAUACCUCACAACGGACAAUGUUUGAUGCCAUCACAGCCAGCCAAUGGAAAUCCUGUUGACUAUACACAGUACGAUGUAUACGAUUACCCAUCAAUUGGUCAAAUAAGGCAAAAGCUAAGAGAAUAUGACAUCAUCCCACUAUUUGCUGCAGAGUCAUCAGCUGAACCAUUCUAUACAGCACUAGCUAGUGAAUUGGAGGGAGCUGAUGUUGGAGAGCUAGCAAGUGACUCAAGCAACGUUCUAACACUAAUACAAGAAUCUUAUACUAGAGUAUCACAGAGGGUCAUCAUUUCACCAGAUAAUGUACCAGGACUCUCUUUCAAUAUAACUCCAAUAUCAUGCCCAACGAUUGUUGGACAAGCUUGUGAAGGUGUGACUUUAGAUAGCAACGCAACAUUCGAAAUAACAGCAAACCUUCUUCAAUGCUCAGAAGCAUUAACACAACAAGCAACAAUGGUUACUUUCAGAGUGUUAGGAUUUGGCUCUUUUACUGUUAACGUUAGCACAAUAUGUUCUUGUGAAUGUGAGCAACAACAGGACAUAAACAGUACCGCCUGUAGCACCUUUGGGACAUCAAGUUGUGGAAUAUGCCAGUGCAAUGAAGGAAGGUUUGGCGACAUGUGUCAAUGUGACGGUCGGGAUGCAACCAGUUCCAACACAACGAUGUGCGAGAUCAGCACAUUGAACGGUCAGGUCUGCUCAGGUAGAGGAACAUGUGUCUGUGGACGAUGUAACUGUGACACAAGAGAAGGUGAUUUGGAAUAUUUUGGUGUAAACUGUGAAUGUGACAAUUUCCAGUGUGACAGAGACAGUGAGGGUCAAAUCUGUGGAGGUAGAGACAGGGGAGUCUGCACUUGUGAUGGACAGUGCCAAUGCUUGACGUCCUCAAUAUCUGGUAGACCAUAUACAGGAUCAGCCUGUGACUGCAGUCCUGAUGAUAACACAUGCAUUAACCCAGGAGACCAGGUAGUAUGCAGUGGUAAUGGUGAAUGCGUGUGUGGUGCAUGUGAAUGUAAUUCUGAGGAUUUCACUGGAACCUACUGCCAGAUAUGUACAACACCAUCAGCCUGUCCAGUAGCUUCAUGUAAUGACACAAUGCAAUGUGCUAUAUGUCUGGUUGAUAAUACUGCCUCCAAUUGUGAGGCAUGCAAUGAUACUAUUAACAGGGUCAAUGGGAUCGGCUCUGGUUAUAUGAUAAACGGAAACAGAGCAAUACCUUGUGACUUCUCGUCGGGAGGUUGUGAGUAUCGCUAUUACGUUGCUCUUGAUGACAAUGGAAACCCACUACCCAUACACUUUGAUGACGACAGCGGUUGUGCUGCAACUGUGGCCCCUUGGAUAAUAGCAGUCUCUAUAAUAGUAGCUCUACUAAUAAUUGGACUAAUCCUACUAGCACUAAUCAAACUGUUACUAAUGCUUUUGGAUUAUAUGGAAGUUAAGAAAUUCAUGGCCGAAGUACAAGAUCCAAAAUUCAGAAAGAAUGAGAACCCGUUGUUUGAGAGUCCCAAUAAAGAGUACAAGAACCCAACGUAUGGGCAGUGAGAGACCCAAGGACAAUACACAUAACUCUCUCAUAAUCUCAUUAUUAUUAUUAUUAUUAUUAUUAUUAUUAUUAGCAUGUAAAAUGUAAAUCCUGCUGUUAUAGUUUAUUAUUCCACUGUUGUUUUUAAAAUGUGUCUUCAUCUAAUAGACUUUUAUUUUCUUUCUAAAAUAA
This is a messenger RNA of Amphimedon queenslandica, 2652 nucleotides long. Its product is annotated as integrin beta-PS-like. Gene Ontology annotation, molecular function: integrin binding. Lineage: Eukaryota; Metazoa; Porifera; Demospongiae; Haplosclerida; Niphatidae. Gene Ontology annotation, cellular component: cell surface; integrin complex; focal adhesion. The transcript is spliced from 26 exons. Gene Ontology annotation, biological process: integrin-mediated signaling pathway; cell-matrix adhesion; cell-cell adhesion. The coding region runs from base 120 to 2480 and encodes 786 amino acids. The record is from RefSeq and is a predicted model, not a curated record.